AUGGCUUAAUAAGACAUUUAAAGAAAAGCCAAAGCAUACCUAGAUAAACAUUAAAUUGAGGAAAUAUUGGGAGAUCUAGUAACCACUCUAUCCUAUCAUCAAAUGAAAAAUCCGAUUAUAUAUAUUAUUAAAUAUUUGUGCACCGUUCACUGUACACCCAAAGAAUUACAAGAGGCAGGAAUACAAAUUGACAACAGAGAAAAAGUAGAAUAACCAAUCCUAUGCUUGCCUUUUCCGAAUUUGUCCCAACAUCAAGGCUCAAUCAAAAAAUUGACAAAAGAGUAAUUUUAUGCUUGCAAAAAUAAAAUCACUGAUCAAGGAAAUAAUUUUAGAUCGAUCUGCAAACUUAUUCAAGAUAAUCCCAAAUCUAAACCUGGCCUUUUUGCUGUUGAUCCGAGUUCUUAUCUGAUCUAUAGCGAUCUAUUUGAUCCCAUCGUUAAAGAAAAAGGGUACUUAGGUACUCCAAUUAAAGAUAUGUCUUACACACUUACAUCCUCUAUUCUAGAAGAUGUUAAACCAUUUUUAGAAGAAUCUAUUUUUGUUCUCAGAAGAAAUGUCCCAAAAUAGAGAUUUGGUUCCACCCUAUAAAACAGACAGGCUUUGACCAAAGAGUUAUUUUAAGUUCUAUCAAAAUAAUCAAUUAUUAACUACUCCUUACAUAAUGAUUUAUCAGCUAUGGCACAAGAAGAUGUUAGAAAAUUGUAAAUCAACGAUAAAUUGUUUAAGAAAAAAGAUCCAAAUCAAGCAAUCAUUAAUCAAAUAUUUAAAGGAUUGCGUCAUCCAGAUUGGCCCGUUGAUAGAAUGGUACUUUAAUCAAGUGAUAAAUAAAAUAUUGUUUGGAUCAACAGAGAAGAUCAUCUUAAAUUCAAAUUUCUCAAUUUAGAAAAAACAUCUAUUAUUGAUGCUUUGGAUAAUUGUUGCAAAAUGAAUUAAUACUUAGAUUCUAAAGAAUUAGUCAGUUUUGAUGAUAAAUUUGGAUAUCACACUGUCAAACCAUAAUUUAGUGGUCUAGGUCUCACAUUUACUUUAAAAUUCAAGUUAGAUCAACAAUCAAUUAAUAAAAUUAAGUCAAAUAAUAACAAUUUAAGUUCUAAAAUAUAAAAUAAAGUGUUUAAUGUUUAAACAAAAGAGAAAGAUAAGUACUUUACAAUUAAAUCAGAAAGAUGCACAGGAUUAACAAUGAAACAAUAUGUGGAAUAACUAUGUUAAAUUCUCUCAAUACUAUUUGAAGGAGUAAUCAAGAAGCCAGAAACCUAUACAAUUGAGAAAUAUUUUAAGAAUGAAUAACAAAUAUAAUAGUAGUAAUAGUAAUAAUAAUAGCAAUAAUAAUAAUAAUUAUUAUAAUAAUAAUAGUAAUAACAACACUAAUAACAAUAAUAACAAUAAUAGUAAUAAUAAUCACCCCCCCCCCCCUCAUCAUCAUCAUAAUAAUAAUAAUAAUAAACUUAAUCAAUUUCAAAGCUAUUAGAUGAAAAUAAUACUAUGUCUCCAUCUAAAGCAGCUUAAUCACCCUCGCAUGUUGCAAUUGAUAUUAUUUAAAAUCAACCUGAAGAAUAGGAAUAUGCAACUUUGCACAAAAAAAGAUUAGAAACCUUUUUGAAAAAGCUAAAAGAAACCAAUAAACCUAGGCUCAACAAAAUAUGUGAAUUGAAAGAACUAGUAGGUUUGCUCAAAGAUGAUACUUUAUAUUUCUAAAAUUAGAAUAAGAAAUUUAUUAUUGUUAGAAGAAAUCUAAAAAUUAGAAGAAAAAAUGUCGAAGAGAUUAUUGGAUUAAAGAAUUAAUAAGUAUCAGACUAAAUUUUGAAGGAGUGCAAUUUAAAUGGUAAUUGUGAAAAGGGAAUAUUUCAGUAUAAGUAUAAGGGUUAUGAAUAUUAUGUGGCAAUUGAACUUGAUGAUGAUUUGACAUUUAUUUUCCCAAUUAUUAAGAUUUCUAUCUCCUAAUAACUGCAUAAAAUACAAAGAAUAGUCGAUUAAUUCUUGCCUAAAGAUUUAUCAUAUGCUUGGGAUAAUUAAUAUGGAUAUUUAACUAAUAACAAUAUUUAUUUAGGUAGCGGAAUUAGCAUAACUUGUGAUUUUCCAUAAUUUAUUCAACAUGAAAUUCCAGGAAUCCUUAAAGAAUUGAUUUUAGAUGAUUCUAUAUAAAACUCGAAUAAUUAAUUCUUAACUCUUACUUCUUUAGAUGAAUACAAUCUUUAAAUUUACAGAAAUGCUGUAAAUGAGAUACUGCUCUAGUAAAAGUUGUCAGAGAAGAAAAUAAGAAAAGCUUUAGAUAAUUAAAUAUGUGAAAGUGAUUGUUAUUAAAAUGAUCAACUUUGGGCACCGUCGAAGAAAUGUUUCGAAGACUUCGAAGAAUUAUAUACACAGUAUAUUUGGAAUAUAGCAAUAGCAUAUUUUAAUGGAAAACAAGUUACUCCUUUCAAAAAUUAUGAUCAAAUCAAAUCCGAUUCCUAUAAGCUUAACAUCCCUUAAAAUCCUGGCGUUGUAAAUAUCAAAUGUACAUUUUACAGAAAUUUUGAAUCACUAAAAUACCAACAUGAAAUGUCGGUUUAAGAAAAAAUAAAAAUGAAGGCUAAAUACAAUGAUUUCAUAAAGAAUAAUGAGUGGAAAUUUGGAAAAGCUCAUCAUUUGGAAAUUAGUUUUGAUAGCAAACCGGAAGAGUUCAUCUAGAACUUCUGCCAAUUUUGGAAUCAAUUAAUUGAAUAAGGCAAAGAAUUUUAGAAAAAUUGCAACAUGGGAUUCUAUGGACCAAAUUUAAAUCAAAGUUUAUUAGAAGGAUUCCAAUUAGAAAUAAAAACAAAUAAACCAAUAAAUCCAGAUUUGAUUAAGAGUUAUAAUUAUAAACCUUGCUAUCAUAAAAAUGGAAUUAUGAACUAAGAAGAUGCAAUUACAGCAAUUAUGAGUAAUAGACCUUGCGUUCUAGAAUUCGAAUUAAAUUUGAUUUAAGAAUUAUUGUGA
Messenger RNA from Paramecium tetraurelia, 2955 nucleotides. RefSeq lists its product as uncharacterized. The transcript is spliced from 4 exons. Lineage: Eukaryota; Ciliophora; Oligohymenophorea; Peniculida; Parameciidae. Gene Ontology annotation, biological process: phosphocreatine biosynthetic process. Gene Ontology annotation, molecular function: creatine kinase activity. The record is from RefSeq and is a predicted model, not a curated record.